Molecule: messenger RNA, 892 nt
Organism: Phyllopteryx taeniolatus (common seadragon)
Lineage: Eukaryota; Metazoa; Chordata; Actinopteri; Syngnathiformes; Syngnathidae
Gene: ier3
Product: immediate early response 3
Exons: 1
Coding region: 79-546 (155 amino acids)
Biological process (GO): negative regulation of apoptotic process
Source: RefSeq, a predicted model, not a curated record
UUUUGCGUCGCUUGUCCUCACACGCUAAAUAACACUAAGUACUGACUAAAAAGAAAGAAAGGCAGAAAAGCGACAACAAUGUACUCUACGAGCUCCACGAUGCUGCUCCAUAGACGUGAACGUUUAGCUCGGCGCAGCACGCAACCGGAGGUGUUCACGUUCGAGCACAUCCCGGCGGCGGCAAGCUGCCCGGCGGCCGCCCGGCCCAAGAAGCGCUGCACCCGGGUCAUGUACCCCGCCAAGGUUCGCAUGCACCUUCCGCCUCCGGAGAAGAGCGCGACCAAACGCUGGCUGCUUCUCCUCGUCCUUGUGCUGCUGUGGCAGAUCUACACCGAGGAGCCUAGCGCCGAGGAGCCGACAGGCAGCGCCCACAGCACGGAGGACUACCAGGCCUUCCCCACCGGCGGCGACGUGGCUCCGGCGGAGGCUGCCUCCAGCGUGUGCGAGGCGGACGCACCGGCCGACGACUGCACCACCGCCGGGCCCACGGGAAACGGCUACAUGGUGGCCCUUCUCGUCUACCACCGCCUGGGCGGUGAGAACUAAACCAACCGAAGUUCCGCGGUGGUUCGACGCGAAAGCAAGCCGAGCAUGAAGGAGCCGAGCGGACGGGCAGCGACAAGCACGCCCUGCUGCGGCUGAGGAAAGAGCUCCGCGCGCCGGCCUGGUGCCUGCCGGAGGCCCGCUGAGUCCUGGAGGAUCCUGGAAGUUCCAGAAAGAACACAGCAAACUGUGAACUUUUACCAGAAACUUGAAUUCGUCAUUGACUGCACUUCAUAACUGACUGUUGUCUUGUCUUAUUUAGUUAUUUAUUUAAUAUUAUUAUUAUUAUUAUUAUUGUUGUUAUUUGCUAUUUAUUGAUCUACACUUUGAAUAAAAAAAUGUAAAUGAA